Messenger RNA from Rattus rattus (black rat), 939 nucleotides. Its product is annotated as olfactory receptor 14J1-like. Gene Ontology annotation, molecular function: olfactory receptor activity; odorant binding; G protein-coupled receptor activity. The coding region runs from base 1 to 939 and encodes 312 amino acids. The transcript has a single exon. Gene Ontology annotation, biological process: G protein-coupled receptor signaling pathway. The record is from RefSeq and is a predicted model, not a curated record. Gene Ontology annotation, cellular component: membrane. NCBI's taxonomy places the organism in Eukaryota, Metazoa, Chordata, Mammalia, Rodentia, Muridae.
AUGAUUUUGAAAAAUAUAAGCACAAUGAAUGGAUUUCUCCUCAUGGGGUUCUCUGACAACCAUGAGGUGCAGGUCUUACAGGCUUUGCUCUUCUUGGUGACUUACCUAUUAGGCUCAACAGGUAACUUCAUCAUUAUCACCAUCACAACACUGGAUCCACAGCUCCAGUCUCCAAUGUAUUACUUUCUGAAGCAUCUUUCCAUUCUGGACCUCUCAUCACUCUCUCUCACAGUUCCUCAGUAUGUUUAUAGUUCACUGGCACAAAGUGGCUACAUUUCAUAUGGCCAGUGCAUGAUGCAGGUUUUUUUUUUCACAGCUUUGACCUCAAGUGAGAUAGCCAUUCUCACAGUGAUGUCUUAUGACCGCUAUAUGGCCAUCUGCCUCCCACUGCACUAUGAGGUCAUCAUGGAUCCCAGAAAGUGCACUUGGUCUGUGGCUGCUGUGUGGCUAAGUGGAAGCAUCUCAGGAACUUUAUACACAGCAAGUACACACUCUAUCAGAUUCUGUGGGGACAAAGUAAUUCACCAGUUCUUCUGUGAUGUCCCCCAGUUGCUCAAGCUCUCCUGCUCUAAUGAUCACCUUGUAGUAAUUGGAGUGAUUGAUUUCCUGUCUGUAAUUACCUUUGCCUGCUUUAUUGGGAUCGUCAUCUCCUAUGUCCACAUAUUCUCCACAGUUCUCAGGAUGCCCUCUGCUGAAAGCAGGUCUAAGGUCUUCUCUACUUGCCUGCCCCACCUUUUUGUUGUCUCAUUGUUUCUUUCUACAGGCUUCAGUGCAUAUCUAAACCCUACCUCAGACUCUCCAUAUGCUUUAGAGUUCUUAGUCUCUGUAUUUUAUGCAGUAAUACCUCCUACUCUUAACCCUGCUAUUUACAGUCUGAGAAAUGAGACCAUAAAGAGUGUUGUAAGGAAGUUACUGUUUAGUCCAAAAUUUGCUGGGUAG